GACCGAUGUGGCCGCGCAGCGCCAGCUCGAGGAUCACAGGAUGAAGCAGCUGACCGUCAUCACCAGCGAGGUCAUCAAGCAGCUUGAGCUUCGAGAGCGGGAAGCUGACCAGAUCAUGAAGCUGUCCGAAUGCUGUCGAAAACUGGAGACGGAGGAGCAGAAGAUCAUGCCGUUCAAAGAGGCGCCGCUAACGCCGGAGGAGCAGCGCGCGCUGGAGGCGGCCAUGGAGGAACCCAGCGACGAGCCGCUAGCAGAGGCGCUGCGCGAGUACGGCGCCCUGGAGAACUUCUGGCGUCGUUACAACACGGCGCUGCUGGACAAGACGGCCAUGACGCUGCAACGUGCCGACCUGCGCGCCGAGAACCAGCAGCUGCAGCAGAUGCUACGCGACUACAUGGAGAACCUGCGGGCCGGCACUGUCACCAAGGCCGAGGGCAUUCUGCCACAGACGCGGCAGUCCAGUCUGUCGGUGGUGGAGCCCGGCCGGCGUAGCAGCACGGCCAACAUCAUCGAGGCGGCCCACGUGGCCAAGAACCUGGUGCAGGCGUGCUCCAUACUGCCGCCCUGCCGCUUCUGAGUGAGCCGCGCCAGACCGGCCGACGGCGCGGCCCGGCACCGCCUCCGGAUAUUUGGCUCCAGCGGGGCUGGCGCAGGUGUGCGGACCGCCUGGGGUACAGAUGGCACCAUGUGUGGCCUACCAUGGGAUAGGUGGCGCUGGUCGAUCACGUGCUGCGAACGGUGGGCCGGUGGAGAGGGGGUCCGGGUGUGGGACUGGUAGUUUGUAUGACUUUUUCCGACCGUUUCCCGCGCAGGAAGAAAUCAUUUCGUUGUAUGGUUUUUGUACUGUCCUCUGUCUCUUUGCACUUCUUUUCUUUCCGUUGUUUGGUAGGUCUUUGUCGUAUGAGAGGCAAAUCAUCUGAAAACUUGUUUAUUAAAUCAGGUUUUGUGCAAACAAAAUCGGUAAACAUCUAGUGCAAUUACACAAACAUAAAACAA
Messenger RNA from Pollicipes pollicipes, 996 nucleotides. Its product is annotated as dynein regulatory complex subunit 2-like. Bases 41 to 577 code for a protein of 178 amino acids. Lineage: Eukaryota; Metazoa; Arthropoda; Thecostraca; Pollicipedomorpha; Pollicipedidae. The transcript has 4 exons. The record is from RefSeq and is a predicted model, not a curated record. Gene Ontology annotation, biological process: regulation of cilium movement; cilium-dependent cell motility; axonemal dynein complex assembly. Gene Ontology annotation, cellular component: axonemal dynein complex; axoneme.